This is a messenger RNA of Uranotaenia lowii, 4509 nucleotides long. RefSeq lists its product as uncharacterized. The record is from RefSeq and is a predicted model, not a curated record. Gene Ontology annotation, biological process: DNA integration; proteolysis. Lineage: Eukaryota; Metazoa; Arthropoda; Insecta; Diptera; Culicidae. The transcript is spliced from 4 exons. The coding region runs from base 1 to 4509 and encodes 1502 amino acids. Gene Ontology annotation, molecular function: nucleic acid binding; aspartic-type endopeptidase activity; zinc ion binding.
AUGCAUAGUUAUUAUAAUCUUGCAGCACUGCAGCGUCGGCCCGUUACGCCCGUUAAACGAAUGACAACUGCGGGGAACCUAUCUGUCACUUCACGCGAUUACUCCUUCCUUUUUUGCUGUGCGACCGUCGAGAAGUAUUGCAAUAUGAGUGAGGGAAGAUACGUGCGUCCUCAUACCGAGGAAGAGGACGAGGCAACGGAUGUUUUGUCCUCAUCUACCUCUUCCGAAGCGUUGGGAAUAGAGAGUGAUGUGGAGAUACAUACCCCUUCGGAUACCGAUGAGAUGCGCGCUAGAUUGGCUAUUCUAGAGAAAGCUGUUGUCGACAUAGCAAAAGGGUUGUUGGAACGAGAACAAUCGGAGAAGGAGGUCAAACCGUCUAUCAAACCUGAGGAACCAAGAUGUAAGGAGGAAGUUAACUCAAAGGGUUUAGAAACGGCUGAUAACGCAGCGGGACGCAGCUCCAGAGGAAUACGUUGGGAUCACUUGCGGCCAUUCCCCCAGAAUCUACCAACGACCCGUUUUUGGGAGGAAUGGAGCAAAUUUAAAAUCAAUUUCGAGCUGUCAGCGGACCUCAACGGAGUUACGGGCGCGAAUCGAGCACAACUACUUUUGCUCUCAAUGGGGGAUCAGCUACAAGGAAUCUUAACAUCAGCUGAAAUAAAAGCGGAUUACGGGAGCAUGAGUUGCUACCCCGAUUUUGUGAGCGACAUAGAACAGUACCUGAGAUCUCUAGUCGAUGUAACUGCCGAACAGGACGCGUUCGCUGGUUUACGUCAGGGCUUCGACGAGUCGGCAGUGGCCUUCCAUGCUCGGUUGAGAGCAAAGGGAACCCUUUGUGGUUUUGGAGGUGACGAAAAAGCCAUAAGAGGGCAACUGCUAAGGGGCAUGUCAAAUCAGGCAGUUGCUAACCAAGCUAGAUUUUACAACCACGAUGCCAAAACAACGGUACAAGCCGCUACUAGGGCGGAGGCUUUUGCGGUAAAUAACCCAACUCCGCCGGAAGCCAUUUCAGCCGUAUCCUCAUCCCCAAGACCGACACGAUUCCCACUGUCAAAUGGCAACGUGCCCAGAAAUCGAUUCCAAAAUAAUUUUCGCGCUCGAUCAGGAAGAAGAGGUGCUAGAAACUUCUCCGGGGGCAGGCAAUUCGGCAAUUCCCCAUAUGGUAGGCCAUUUGAGGAUCAGCGCAGGAACCAACCUGAAGAAUCGGAAAACAAUCAAGCUGGCCGGAGAAAGCGGUGCGCUCGCUGCAAUCACACCGAUUGUUACAGAGGGGGAAUGUGCCCAGCGAUCUCGAGAAAGUGCUUUAACUGUGGCGUGAAAGGACACUACACGGAAACUUGCCAACAGUGGAAAAGAAUUAAUCGAAUGGAUGCAACUACAAGUGAGGUAUCGGAGGAAAAGGAUCAGAUGAUAAGAAAUGUGCCAGUAGACGACGCGAUUGUCAAUUGUCGUGUUGGAUCAUCUGAACCAAUUUCGUUUUUAGUCGAUUCUGGAGCGGAUGUAAACGUCAUUGGGGGUAGCGAUUGGAAAUGUUUGGAAUCAGAAUAUAAUGUAGGAUCAGCUGUUUUAAAAAUAAUCCACCAAUUAGAUUUUCCCGAGUUGAGAGCUUACGCAACCAAGUGUCCUAUGAAAAUAAAAACUGCGUUUGAGGCUGUAAUAGAAGUAAUUGGAGCUGAGAAACCGGUCAUCAAGGCAACAUUUAUAGUCAUACCGGAAGGCAAUCGAUCCUUGUUGGGGAGAGAUACAUCAAGUAAGAUGAAACUUCUCAAAGUUGGUCUUUCCGUAAAUGUCUGCUCAUCAAAAAGCAAUACUGCUAUUUUCCCGAAAAUGCCAGGGGUGAAAGUCAAAUUCACUGUUGACGAAAGCGUCCUUCCAGUUAAAAAUGCAUAUUUCAAUGUCCCGGCUGCCUUUCGGGAGGCUGCAAGGCAAAGGUUGUCCGAAAUGGAGGCUCGGGGGAUUAUAGAGAGGGUAUUAACGGCCCCCACAUGGAUUAGUGGCAUGUCGGCAAUUCCAAAAGGAAAGGAGGAUUUCCGAUUGGUAGUGAAUAUGAGAGCGCCAAACAAGGCCAUCAAACGAGAGUAUUUUCGACUGCCUCUUAUAAACGAAAUGAGAACGAAACUUCACGGUGCCCAGUACUUUGCCAAACUUGAUUUGACAAGUGCUUACUACCAUCUCGAGUUAGCCAAAGAAUCUAGGGACCUGACAACCUUCCUUUCCGAAAACGGAAUGUACCGUUUUACCCGAUUGAUGUUCGGGGUAAACUGCGCCCCAGAGAUAUUUCAAAGAGAAAUGUCUCGCAUUUUCGAAGGAUUAGAAGGGAUUAUAAUUUAUAUAGACGAUAUCCUCGUGUUUGCGGAUACGAUUAAAGAUUUGAGACUUAAAGUAGCUCAAGUUCUAGGCAUACUGAAGGCUAAUAACUUGACGGUCAACCAGGAGAAAUGCGAAUUUGAUAAGCAACGCAUAACAUUCUUAGGGCAUCUAUUAGAUAAACAUGGGUUUCACAUAGAUGAAUCGAAAAUCAACCAUGUUCGCAAAUUCAGAGAACCCAAAUCAGCAUCCGAACUACGCAGUUUUUUAGGACUGGCUUCCUUUGUAAGUGCCUACAUUAAGAAUUUCGCGGAUAUUACAAGCCCUCUCUGGUCGGUGGCAAACGAAAAGACUUGGAGUUGGGGCCCUGUACAUAGUAAGGCUUUCGAACAGAUAAAAAAGAAUAUCGUUGAGUCCACAGUAGCCUUAGGCUACUUUUGUGAAGUAGACAAGACCAUAUUAUAUACCGAUGCGUCCCCUAUCGCACUGGGAGCGGUCUUGGUCCAGGAAUCCGCUGAAGGAGAGAGGAGAAUUAUAAGUUUUGGAUCGAAAGCAUUAACCCCAACGGAAAAGAGAUAUGCUCAGCAUCAGCGGGAAGCCCUAGCAGCAGUAUGGGCAGUUGAACAUUUUUCUUAUUUCCUAUUAGGACGUCAUUUCACAUUAAAGACAGAUGCAAAGGGGGUGAGCUUUAUUUUGAAUCGAUCGAGAGAGGACUCGAAAAGGGCGUUAACCCGAGCCGACGGAUGGGCAUUAAGAUUAAGUCCUUACAGCUAUGAGGUUGAAUUCGUGAAAGGUAGAGAAAACAUUGCUGACCCUUCGUCGAGGUUGUACGUAGGAACUGAUGAACCAUUUAACGAGGAAUCGAACCCCUGGGAGUUGGCCGUGCUUGAAACAAAUAACCCGCAAUUUUUGACGAACGACGAAAUUUCCAAAGAAACUUCCCGUGAUGAAACAUUGGCUGGCGUCCUAGAAGCACUGAAAUCAGACAUUUGGUCGACACGACUACGAAGGUUUGAUCUGGUGAAGGCCGAACUUUACGAGAAAAAUGGACUCUUAUACAAAGGAGGCUGCGUUGUAAUUCCUAAAUGCCUCCAAGAAAAAACGCUGAAUAUCGCUCACAGUGGACACCCAUCCGCUGCCAAACUAAAAUCAAUUCUCAGAGAACGAGUAUGGUGGCCGGGUAUUCCUUCGGAUGCCGAGAACUGGGUAAAUGGAUGCAAAGUAUGCGCCGCCAAUGGUAGGCCUGAGAAACCAACGCCGAUGAAACGUAUUCCCGCACCCAAAAACGUUUGGGAAACUAUUGGAAUAGACUUUAAUGGCCCCUACGCUCACUUUGGAGGAAUUUACAUUCUAGUAGUGGUUGACUACAGAUCUAGAUUUCUCAUAGCAAAAGUAGUAAAAUCUACAAACUUCGACCAGACUAAGAAAGUACUUGACGACAUAUUCGGUAGAGACGGAUUUCCAGAUUGUAUUAAGAGUGACAAUGGGCCACCGUUCAACGGUACGGAAUAUAAGUUGUAUUGUAGAGAAAGAGGGAUACAAACUGUGUAUUCAACACCUCUUUUUCCACAGCAGAAUGGUAUGGUCGAGAACUAUAUGAAACUUAUAAACAAAGCUAUGUCUGCUGCUAUCGUGUCAAAGACAAAUUUCCACCACGAGCUGCAAGCGGCUGUGGAAUCUCACAAUGCAGCCAAACACCGCGUUAUCAAAUUAUCCCCAGAAGAGGUAAUGCUACGCAGAAAAGUUAAACGAGGUCUACCUUUAAUGAACAGAGGAGUAAUUCACGUUGAUGAUCAACUGUUAGACAAAGUGGAUUAUGAAUCAAAAUUGAAGGCCAAACAGCGAGAAGAUAUUCGCCGUGGGGCAAGGCAGUGUACCAUAAAACCGGGCGAUCACGUGAUUGUUGAACGACUUAAGAAAACUAAGGGAGACACAAGAUUCUCUCUUAAAAGAUUUACCGUUUUAAGUGAGGAGAACGGCAAACUUCGCCUGACAGACGAAACAGGAAACAUAAUGGAUCGACAUGUUUCACAGACAAAGAAAGUCCACAACUGGAGAGACGAGGAAAGUGAGCCAUCUAACAGUGAAUGUCUGGAGGAGUCAGUCGUCGAGCCACUGCAGAGGCCCGUAAGAGACAGAAAGAAACCUUCGCACUUGCGGGAUUAUGUGGACACAAUCGAGAGGAAAGAUUUGCAAAUGUGA